CUCCUCUGAGCCUUCAGGACUCUUCUCCCCCCAAAUUCCUCGACAAGUCCGACUCGGUCAGGUUCUGUGUAGCAACCAUGAAGUCCUUCACCCUCACCACUCUGGCCGCCCUGGCUGGCAACGCCGCCGCUCACGCGACCUUCCAGGCCCUCUGGGUCGACGGCGUCGACUACGGCGCGCAGUGUGCCCGUCUGCCCGCGUCCAACUCGCCGGUCACCGACGUGACCUCCAACGCGAUCCGCUGCAACGCCAACCCCUCGCCCGCUCGGGGCAAGUGCCCGGUCAAGGCCGGCUCGACCGUUACGGUCGAGAUGCAUCAGCAACCCGGUGACCGCUCGUGCAGCAGCGAGGCGAUCGGCGGGGCGCACUACGGCCCCGUGAUGGUGUACAUGUCCAAGGUGUCGGACGCGGCGUCGGCGGACGGGUCGUCGGGCUGGUUCAAGGUGUUCGAGGACGGCUGGGCCAAGAACCCGUCCGGCGGGUCGGGCGACGACGACUACUGGGGCACCAAGGACCUGAACUCGUGCUGCGGGAAGAUGAACGUCAAGAUCCCCGCCGACCUGCCCUCGGGCGACUACCUGCUCCGGGCCGAGGCCCUCGCGCUGCACACGGCCGGCAGCGCGGGCGGCGCCCAGUUCUACAUGACCUGCUACCAGCUCACCGUGACCGGCUCCGGCAGCGCCAGCCCGCCCACCGUCUCCUUCCCGGGCGCCUACAAGGCCACCGACCCGGGCAUCCUCGUCAACAUCCACGCCCCGCUGUCCGGCUACACCGUGCCCGGCCCGGCCGUCUACUCGGGCGGCUCCACCAAGAAGGCCGGCAGCGCCUGCACCGGCUGCGAGUCCACUUGCGCCGUCGGCUCCGGCCCCACCGCCACCGUCUCCCAGUCGCCCGGUUCCACCGCCACCUCGGCCCCCGGCGGCGGCGGCGGCUGCACCGUCCAGAAGUACCAGCAGUGCGGCGGCCAGGGCUACACCGGCUGCACCAACUGCGCGUCCGGCUCCACCUGCAGCGCGGUCUCGCCGCCCUACUACUCGCAGUGCGUCUAAGUUCCUAGGCAGGGCACCUCCUGGGUCCCUGACCCUGACCGGCAGCCUCUUAUUAUAACGACGCCUUGUCGAGGCUUGCUUAGGGCUCUCGACACUCCAAGCAUUCUUGUAUAUAGUUUCAACUUUUGCCAACUGUGAAUACAUUUCGUCGAAUGCUUCAUCAUGAGUUUCAUC
Molecule: messenger RNA, 1223 nt
Organism: Thermothelomyces thermophilus ATCC 42464
Lineage: Eukaryota; Fungi; Ascomycota; Sordariomycetes; Sordariales; Chaetomiaceae
Product: glycoside hydrolase family 61 protein
Exons: 3
Coding region: 78-1049 (323 amino acids)
Biological process (GO): carbohydrate metabolic process
Cellular component (GO): extracellular region
Molecular function (GO): cellulose binding
Source: RefSeq, a predicted model, not a curated record